AUGGCGAUGCAACAGGGCGUGACGCAUUGGACGUCCGCAUUAUCAGGCACCGAGCACGCAACUACCAAACUAGGAGCGCGUUUCCACUUUCGAGGUCUCUUCCUUCGCCAAAUCGACUUUUCUUUCGACGAACUGAGCUUCAUCGUCACCUAUUUGGCGAAUGAAACAACGAUCUGCGAGCAACCAUGGUGGCGGGGACUUUCACAUGCCGAACGACUCGAAGCUGCCAGUCGAAUGAAAAUGCAGCACCUCCAUCGUGGAGAAGAACAUGUGAUAUGGUUGACCUCAAUGGAAACCCCUCGAUCGUGUAUCCUCCUGUAUGGCAACGCUGAAGCCAGACCACUUAACAUCGCUACGACUCCCGUACUGAAUUUCACAGAAGGCUCUGUUGUUGGUAAUCUCGGGGCUCCACAAAACAAGCAAUCCAUUUCCUCCGAAACUAGUCACGCUUCAUGUUCAGCAAGCACAGCCCCGUCAACAAGUGGAGCAUCCGACAACAAAUGGAGACGCAUCAAGCGCGAGAACUCGCUGCGGAAGGGUAUCCACUUGUACAACAAGAUCAUCAUCUCAGGACCGGCAGACUACAUCGUGCUGACGGCAAGUGAUAUCAGAGAGAGUGGGUCGGGUGCAGCGGACCGUCUUCAGUGGGCCAAGCAAUUCGGACUGGAGAGGUUUGUCGGGUAUCUCCGUCCGACUGUCUUUGAGCCUGGUGCCAUUGUUAUUCAAGAAGGCCAUCUACUCACUUCCUUGUAUCUCCUCCUUGAAGGUGAGUGUCGAGCGUCAGUUGAACGAGACGACACUCAAAGUUCCAGUAUUACUCAGUCCAACGAAGUCAACUCCAGCAGCUCUAAGCCACCGCUUACCAGUGCUGAGGCCCAGUUAAGACACACACGCAAAUUUCGCUGGAGUGACGAGUCUCAACUUCCUGUAGCCUCGCUUGGUCCCAAAUCAACGGUGGGCGACAUCUCACUGAUGCUGGGAAUCCCUGAACCGGUCACCGUGAGAGCUGUCACGACUGUAAAUGCCCUAACACUCUCCCAAGAAGACUUUGAUCGAGAAACUAGCGAUCGGCAUGACCCGGAGGUGGUCGCUUGUAUCGAGAGAUUGCAGAGUACGGCGUAUGACACGCUGCGCUUCGUGCUUGAACGGGUCGAAACUGAAUCCAAGAAUGAACACUGCGAUCAGCGUCUCAAGAUUGAUUCACUGCGCGAAACUUUGCGCCAAAAGCAGCCAGGUCGUGCUGGAGCACAAUUGUCCAAAGCCGUAUCGCUUCCGUCGGUAGUGUUGAAGCACGCAAUAUCCAAUGUCGACGAUACCAGACGACAAUACCUUCGCAACCAGUUUGAGACUUCGGUCGCCGCUGUCUCGGGCGAAGACGUCGCUCCUGUCGAGGGUCCGAUUCGAAUGACUCGACAGCAACGCAAGGCAGCGAGGGCCUUUGCCAACUUACAACACCCGGUUGCAGCCAAAAGUCUCGGAGGCUACGUACAGAUGUCGAACAAAGCAAAAGAUGACGAGUCUCCAGUCGCCGAUAUAUCCUCACCCAUGACAACACAAUGUGAUGACCUGCUCUUCUUGUUCCCCACGAUGACUAAGCGCCGACAGCUUCACGGAAAGGCUUUGCCUUUACUCCCUCGGUAUCGGGGAUAUGAUGGUGCUCAAGCAGAACAGGACAAUUAA
This is a messenger RNA of Phytophthora infestans T30-4, 1680 nucleotides long. RefSeq lists its product as uncharacterized. Lineage: Eukaryota; Oomycota; Peronosporomycetes; Peronosporales; Peronosporaceae. The transcript has 5 exons. The coding region runs from base 1 to 1680 and encodes 559 amino acids. The record is from RefSeq and is a predicted model, not a curated record.